AUGUUCAUGAUUACACAGAGGGUGAGAGGAACGAAGGGGAAGCAGUUAGAGGAGAUCCACUCACGGGAUUCUGCGUUGUUGAUUUGUGUGUGGAAGUAUCGUGGGUUUGCCUGCCUCCAUUGUUGCUCGUCUGCUGAAAUAAGCUGGAAUCUUUGCCACGGUGCCUGUCUCUCUGUGCUCAGGUUUAUUGGAGCUCUCAGGUUGUGCCCCAGCAGGCCCCUCUUCAGGUCCAGCGGGUUCUCUGGUAACUCGCCCCACACCUGCUGUCACACCUGUCUUAGAGAUGGGGACAGUACCUCCUCGUCACCCAGGUUUCGGAGGGGGGGGGGAGGGGUGCGGCAGGACCAGACAGACUUGGAGUGGUUUGUGUGGAUCCCCAUCAUGCGUGCCUAUGCCCCCUUCGACCUGCUUCAUGUCAUGCUGGCUCAGACUGUCCGCAGGUUCUGGCCUCAGAUACGCAUGCACACACGCACGCACGCACGCACGCACGCACGCAAAGUGUUAGUUAUUACGUGUGGAAAGAGUAUUGCGUGUUCUACUACUACUUCUACUACUACUAUUACUACUACUGCCGUGAAGACCGAUAUCCACCAAUCAGCAGCUGGCACCACGAGCCCUGCACUUGUGGCUAAGAGGAGGAAGAGAAGGAAGAGGAGGAGGAGGAACACAAAUGAACACAAAGGAUGAACAAACGCUAUGAAACCUGUUGGUCCCUUACAAGAAUGAUUGCUUAUGAUGCAUUAUAAUAUCUAAUGUAAAGUAAGAGACGUGGGAUAGCAAAGGCGAAGGUUUCUCCCCACCUACCGUCGAACUGGAAGAGGAGGAGGGGUGGGAGUGGGAGGAGGAGGCAGCGGUGACAUGAGAGAAAAAAAAAUGCUGUGCGUUUUUAUGACGAAUAAUGUUUUUUUAAGGGUGCUUUUAUGUAGUUCCCUAGACGCCUUCACUCUUCCAUUACAGCGCCACUCUUUGCCGUGUUGAACCUCCCCAACGCACUCACAGGCACGCAAUUCUACUUAUGAACGGAGGAGACGAAAAUAGUUAAUGUUUUCCUCUGCCCUCUCAACUUAAUAAUGUUCGAAGUGUUUCAUUAGUAUUGAUAUGAGUAAAUGGUCCGAUUCUAGUUAU
This is a messenger RNA of Scylla paramamosain (green mud crab), 1125 nucleotides long. RefSeq lists its product as uncharacterized. The record is from RefSeq and is a predicted model, not a curated record. The transcript has 8 exons. Lineage: Eukaryota; Metazoa; Arthropoda; Malacostraca; Decapoda; Portunidae. Bases 1 to 687 code for a protein of 228 amino acids.